AUGGUAGCCUGGUCUGAAAGCAAUGGGUUCACAUUUUCUCUUGAAAAAACUGUAUGUAUGCAUUUUUGUAGAAGGCCACUACAUCCAGAUCCUGAAUUAACACUGAAAGGUAAUCCUCUGACUAUAUGCGACCAACAUACAUUCCUAGGUGUUAUAUUCGACAAACGUUUGACUUUCCUCCCCCAUAUAAUGGAUUUACGGAACAGAUGUCUGCGAUCGAUGAAUAUCCUUCGUGUUUUGUCAAAUACUGCUUGGGGUGCUGAUCGCACUAGUUUGUUGAAAGUAUAUCGAAGCGUUAUUCGCUCCAAAUUGGAUUACGGCUGUUGUGUUUAUGGUUCGGCUCGAAAUUCUUAUUUAUCUCGGCUUAAUUACGUUCAUCAUCAAGCUCUGCGUGUAUGCUGCGGUGCAUUUAGAACAUCCCCGAUUAGCAGUCUAUAUGUUGAAACAUGUGAACCUUCGUUGUCUUUUAGACGAAACAUGUUGUCCGCCUGCUACUAUUUCCGUGUUUUAUCUAACCGAUCUCAUCCUUUAAGGAGAACGUUUUUAAAUUGUUAUCAAUCUCCACUAUUCAACGUCCGUAGAUCCUGUAUACCCCCUCUGGGAUCACGUAUUUUGAAGUUCUUACCAGAAAGUUACCAUAAUAUUGAAAUUCAUGACGAAAGUCCUUUUAGUGUACCACCUUGGUGUCAAUUUGAUGUUGUUUUGCUUCAUCCAUUUCGAAAAUUUCUUAAGUCCAAUACUCCUGAUUUCAUUUUUAGAGCACUUUUUUCUGCUCACAGACAUAUGUAUAGUGAUUACAUUCCUGUAUACACGGAUGGUUCCAAAGCCGAAUCUCAUGUUGGUUAUGCUUUUGCUUGUGAGAGUGUAGUUGUAGGUCAGAAAUUGCACGAUUUUACUUCAGUUUUUACCUCGGAGGUCACAGCUAUAUAUCGUGCCAUACAAUAUAUUGCUAAGAAUAAGUUUAGAAAGGUGAUCAUUUAUUCCGAUUCUUGGAGUGCCCUUCAAGCCCUUAUUGAAAAGACGCACAAUCAUGCAUAUAUUUCUGAUAUCAGGAUUUUGCUAAAGGAAUUAUGUCAAAAUGGUUUUGAAAUUCUUUUCUGUUGGAUUCCUUCCCAUGUAGGUAUCCAAGGGAAUGAAAUAGUAGAUAUUGCUGCAAAAUCAGCAAACGAAUCAUACAAACAAGCCAUUCCUUAUGCUGACGUACGUUCUUCCGUUCGUAAAUGGUUAUUCCAAAAUUGGCAAAACCAGUGGAAUCUCGAGACAGAAAACAAACUACACACAGUCAAACCUUUUAUUGAUCUUUGGUGUUCCUCCCUAAAUCGUCGAUGCGAUGUUAUUCUUACAAGAUUACGCAUUGGACACUCUCGCAUAACUCAUAAAUAUAUACUUUUGAAGCAACCACCAUCAACUUGUAGUCGUUGUGGUGAUAGUUUAACUAUCCGACAUAUAUUGAUUGAAUGUCAGACACUGGACUCAUUGCGUCUUAAGUAUUUUAAUACAGUUGUUCCUUGUCUUCCCCUUUUAAUUGGACUCGUUCGAAAGAUGCGCGCGCCUCUUCUGUUCUCUCACCUCUCCUCAUCGCAUUCUCGCUCCGAACAGAUAGAUGCAUCUCUGACCAUCAGAGACAAGCAGCGCUCCUCUUUGGCUCUCGUAGUGCUCAAAUCCAAACUUUGCACGUGUGUUCCAAAACGGACCAUGCACACUGGGAUCUAG
Molecule: messenger RNA, 1713 nt
Organism: Argiope bruennichi
Lineage: Eukaryota; Metazoa; Arthropoda; Arachnida; Araneae; Araneidae
Exons: 2
Coding region: 1-1713 (570 amino acids)
Molecular function (GO): nucleic acid binding; RNA-DNA hybrid ribonuclease activity
Source: RefSeq, a predicted model, not a curated record